AUGGCGGGAGGCGGAACGAGAGCGGGUGAUGUGCGGAUUGAGGCGGUCCUUUCCGCCUGGCGCGGGGAUGACGGGGCUUCUUGUGGUGCUAUGCGCGGCCAUUUUCCCGCUUCUUCCGCGCGUGGGCGCAGUGCCCAUGAGCGCAAGCACCAGCGUCUCUCCGCGUGGGCAGUGGGCAACACGGCAUGCACUCUCACCUCACCGCCAUCCAUACCCCAUUCCCUUCCCCCCUGCUGUCCCAUUCGUACCUUCCCCCUGCCUCCCCCGCCUCCUGCUGCCCCCUUUGGACCUUCCCCCUGUCUCUGCCGCCCAGUGGGCCCCCACUCCUUUCACUCUCCACCUCCUCCUCACUUCCCCCACUCCCCUCACUCCGCAUCCCCUUCCCCUCACUCCGCAUCCCCUUCCCCUCACUCCGCAUCCCCUUCCCCUCACUUCCCCUUCUCCCCCAACUCUUCCCCCAACUCUUCCCCCAACUCUUCCCCCAGUCUCGACACCCUUCUGAUCAUCAAGUCAUCGCUCGGCGUCACUCUCACCACGUGGGCAGCGGGCAACACGGCAUGCACGCUCACCACCCACUCUUCUCCUCCUUCCCCGCGCACAACCCCUUGCCCUUUCGUCCCCUCCCCCCUCCCCCCCCCCCCCUCCACUCUCCCCUCCCCCCCAGUCGACACUCUUCUAAUCAUCAAGUCAUCGCUCGGCGUCACCCUCACCACGUGGGCAGCGGGCAACACGGGAUGCACACUCACCACCCAGACGCAGCAAGCGGGGGAGUGGACGGGCGUGCUCUGCUUGCCUUCCGGGGAUGUGCGCCAGAUGUGCGUGUGUGUCGGCGCAGCAAGUGGGGGAGUGGAUGGGCGUGUGUUCUGCUCACCCUCAAGGGAUGUGCGUGCGGCGCCUUUUCUAUGCCCCGCCCUGCAGCAACCUGGGAAAUCGGAAGCUGACUCAUGUCGCCUCCCCUCUGUCUGUCCCUUGCAGUGCAGCGACCUGGGGAAUCAGGAGCUGGAUGGAAGCAAACUCAUCGACCUGGAGAAUCAGAAGCUGACAGGAAGCAUCCCAAAGGAAAUCUCCAAGCUCACUGCGCUCAAUCACAUAGGCCUGGGCACGAACCUCUUUGUGCAACGGUUAGCCGCGUUCACAUCCAACCUGCUGCCGCUCACCGCCCUCGCUGACCUGCAUAUUCACCAGAACUGGCUAUAUGGCACCAUACCCGCAGCCCUCAUUGCCCUUCCCAACCUCUACUGGAUCAAGUUUUUCCGCAACUACCUCACAGGGACCGUCCCAGCCCCCGGUCCCGCCCUGAAAUUCAUCGACCUGCAACACAACUUCCUCUCAGGCUCCUUCCCCCCCCACUCCGCCACCUACUGCACCGCCACCAGCAACUGCUUCUCCCAGGCCUCCCUCUGCAACACCACCGCCACCACUCAACGCACCCCUACCUCCUGCUCCAUCUGCAACGUAACCAUGGCGGCGGAUGCUGCAGGUGCAGGGUGGGUGGUACCUGCAGCAGGGUCCUCCCAGGUGCUAUGCGGGGGAGGGUCAUGUGCGCCAAACGCCUCAGUCCCGGCCAGCCAGGGCGCGCCGUAUACCUCCUCAUCUCCGCUGCUGCCGAUGUUCUGCGCUCUGAUCGGCAUGGCCUCGGGAUCGUCUCAAGCCAUGCUCGCUCUCAAGUCUUCCCUGGGAGUGACUCUCUCCUCCUGGGCCUCUGUCCCUACUGCGACUGUCAUGGGGGUUGUUUCGACCUCUGCCUCCUUCCCCACCGCCUCCUCGCCCUCCCUGGCGUAUCUCUGCCCGGUGGCUGGUGCCUUGGCGGCUCCCAUGCCGGCGACUGCAGCUGCGAGUGCAUGGAAGGGCGUGGAGUGUAAUUCAGCCGGGGCAGUUGUGAAGAUGUGA
Closterium sp. Naga37s-1 is the source of this 1890-nucleotide messenger RNA. Lineage: Eukaryota; Viridiplantae; Streptophyta; Zygnematophyceae; Desmidiales; Closteriaceae. The record is from the annotation of a GenBank genome assembly.